UUUGGCCACAACAACCCCCAAUUCCAUCAUCCUCUCUGCAGCCUCUUUGCAAAGGAGAACCUGAACCGCAUGAGCGAGCAGCAGCUGAACCUCUAUGACCGGCUCAUCAAUGAGCCCAGCAAUGACUGGGACAUUUAUUACUGGGCCACAGAAGCAAAGCCCACACCAGCUGAGUUUGAGAACGACGUGAUGACCAUGCUGAAGGAGUUUGCCAAGAACAAGAAGAGGGAGCAGCGGCUACGUCAGCCGGACCUGGAGUAUCUCUUUGAGCCACCCCACUGACAGGUUGGAGGGGGGCUGCCUUCUCUGUCCCCAUCCCCUGGAGCAGAGGAGGGGUGCGGGGCCCUGUGGAAACACUGAUGCUGCUGCCUUCCUCACGGCUCUCCUCUUCCUCCAGCAGCAGCUCCCUUGGGCUCAGGGCACGCUAAAUAAAGCUGUGGCUGCUA
This is a messenger RNA of Athene cunicularia (burrowing owl), 446 nucleotides long. RefSeq names its product succinate dehydrogenase complex assembly factor 2 (gene SDHAF2). NCBI's taxonomy places the organism in Eukaryota, Metazoa, Chordata, Aves, Strigiformes, Strigidae. The annotation marks the transcript as partial. The record is from RefSeq and is a predicted model, not a curated record. Gene Ontology annotation, cellular component: mitochondrion. The transcript has 2 exons. Gene Ontology annotation, biological process: protein-FAD linkage; mitochondrial electron transport, succinate to ubiquinone; tricarboxylic acid cycle.